Messenger RNA from Tupaia belangeri chinensis (Chinese tree shrew), 1357 nucleotides. RefSeq names its product protein FRA10AC1. NCBI's taxonomy places the organism in Eukaryota, Metazoa, Chordata, Mammalia, Scandentia, Tupaiidae. The record is from RefSeq and is a predicted model, not a curated record. The transcript has 14 exons. Bases 286 to 1233 code for a protein of 315 amino acids. Gene Ontology annotation, biological process: dephosphorylation. Gene Ontology annotation, molecular function: phosphatase activity.
GGCGAGGCUACGCGGCCGGGGCGGACCGGGUGGACCUGCAGCGGCUCGCUCAGGCCGUGCGUUGUCGCUGCAGCUACCGGGAAGAAGGGCGCAACAGUUCGUGACAGAGCUGGCAGAGCAGGGAGGCAGGGGAAGGGUGUGCGAGGAGGGCCGUGGCCACGUUUGGCGUUGGGGACAAGGCCCUCGAAACUUGUUCCUUCCUCGAGUUGGUGACAGAUUCUGGACACUCCGGCGUCUUCAUUCUCGGCUUUCUCUGGGCCCUUGUCAGUUGAUUCGUAGCUUGAAAUGCACGGUCAUGGAGGCUAUGACUCUGACUUCAGCGAUGAUGAGCACUGCGGAGAAUCUAGCAAAAGGAAAAGAAGGACAGUCGAAGAUGAUUUACUGCUCAAAAAGCCAUUUCAGAAAGAAAAACAUGGAAAGGUGCCCCAUAAACAGGAUGCAGCAGACUUGCUGGAUAGGGAAGAAGCAAGAAAUAGAAGGUUUCAUCUCAUAGCAAUGGAUGCUUAUCAAAGGCAUGCAAAGUUGGUAAAUGACUAUAUUUUAUACUAUGGUGGCAAAAAAGAAGACUUCAGGCGUCUGGGGGAAAAUGACAAGACAGACUUGGAUGUCAUACGAGAAAAUCAUCGGUUCUUAUGGAACGAGGAGGAUGAAACAGACAUGACUUGGGAGAAGAGACUUGCCAAAAAAUACUAUGAUAAAUUAUUCAAGGAAUACUGUAUAGCAGAUCUCAGUAGAUACAAAGAAAAUAAGUUUGGAUUUAGGUGGCGAAUAGAAAAAGAAGUAAUUUCAGGAAAAGGUCAAUUUUUCUGUGGAAAUAAGUGUUGUGAUGAAAAAGAAGGCUUAAAAAGUUGGGAAGUUAAUUUUGGUUAUAUUGAGCAUGGCGAAAAGAGAAAUGCACUUGUUAAAUUAAGGUUAUGCCAAGAAUGUUCCUUUAAAUUGAAUUUUCAUCACAGGAGAAAAGAAAUCAAGUCCAAAAAAAGAAAGGAUAAAACCACAAAAGAUUGUGAAAAGUCAUCAUAUAAAAAGUCCAAGUUAUCUUCUGCAGAAGAGGCCACCAAGAAAAAUGAUAAAGGGCAUCCAUCUUCAAAGAAAUCAGAAGAUUCUGUAAAUAGAAACUCUGAGGAUGAAGAAAGUGCUUCAGAAUCUGAACUUUGGAAAGGUCCACUCCCAGAAACAGAUGAAAAAUCACAGGAAGAAGAAUUUGAUGAGUAUUUUCAGGAUUUGUUUCUGUGAGACGGAAGAGAGGAGCCUAUAUUCCUUAGUGUGAGAGUACGUUUUGAAACUUCAUAAAGUUUUAUAUGCAAGUUACAACUUCAGUGGUUUGUCUUUGGGAAUAAAAAUGGAGCUAUUCUCAGGA